CAAUAAUCUGCAGCAAAAAAAAAUCAAGUAUUUCUGAAAUUUUCGAGAGAAAAAAAAAAUUAUAAUCUGUUGUGGUUUGGACCCCUUUGGCUUUCUAUAUGGCAGAUUUUGGAGGGCGGCUGUUCCGCACCCGCACAGGCCACUUCAUCCCCAUUGUUGUGAUCUGCUUCGGUAUAAAUGCGGACUGAACCCUGUUUAUAAAGACAAACCUGGACAUUACUUUAAAAAAAAAACCCGACACGAUACGAUAAGAUAAUUGGAAAUCAUUUUUUGGUUGAUUUGCAGCUGCGCUCACAACUCCCGCAUCAAUCACACCAUCUGUCCAAAAUUUGGAGAUCUCGGUGCGUAAAAAGCGCGUUUAUUUCUCAAGGACACAAGAAUGGAAUCAGGGCGUCGGAGGUCCUGAAUUCUUCAGUCCUACAUGCGAUCUUUAGUUGUGGAUCAUGGACGUGAUCUAAAGUGUGUGUGUGUGUGUGUGUGUGUGUGUGUGUGUGUGUGUGUGUGUGUGUGUGUGUGUGUGUGUGUGUGUGUGUGUGUUAUGAGUGAACAGUCAGCAGUGUGAUGAUAGGAGACGCGAUGACGCUGCUGUCUCUUCUGGGUCGCAUCAUGCGUUAUUUCUUGCUCCGGCCGGAGACUUUGUUCCUCCUGUGCAUCAGCCUGGCUUUAUGGAGCUACUUCUUCCACACGGACGAGGUGAAGACCAUUGUCAGGUCCAGUCGGGACGCCGUCAAGAUGGUCAAGGGCAAAGUAGCCGAGAUGAUGAUGAUGCAGGACAUGAACGGCGGAGGCCUGCAGGUGAUGGAAGGGGAGUUCUCCAAGACUUGGGGCUUCAAUAGCCACAACGUGGCUGUGUAUUCCAUCCAGGGCCGUAGAGACCACAUGGAGGACCGUUUCGAGGUGCUCACAGACCUCACCAACAGGAGCCACCCGUCCAUAUUUGCCAUUUUUGACGGCCACGGUGGUGAGGCGGCUGCUGACUACGUGAAGGCUCACCUGCCCGAAGCCCUGAGGCAUCACCUGCAGGUUUACGAGCGCGAGAAGAAGGACAGCCAACUCUCGUAUGCCUCCAUUCUGGAGCAGCGCAUCCUCGCCAUAGACCGAGACAUGGUGGAGAAGUUCUCUGCCUCACACGAGGAAGCAGGCACUACGUGUUUGGUGGCUUUGCUCUCUGAUCGAGAGGUGACAGUGGCGAAUGUGGGAGAUUCGCGUGGCGUGUUGUGCGAUAAGGACGGUAACGCUGUGGCGCUAUCUCACGACCACAAGCCCUAUCAGCUGAAAGAGCGCAAGAGGAUCAAACGCGCAGGGGGCUUCAUCAGUUUCAACGGCUCGUGGCGAGUGCAGGGCAUCCUGGCCAUGUCACGUUCUCUGGGCGACUACCCACUGAAGAACCUCAACGUAGUGGUGCCCGACCCUGAUGUCCUGACCUUUGACCUUGACAAACUACAGCCCGAGUUCAUGAUUCUGGCCUCGGACGGACUGUGGGACGCAUUUAGCAACGAAGAGGCGGUGCGCUUCGUCCGCGAACGCCUCGACGAGCCGCACUUCGGAGCCAAGAGCAUUGUGUUACAGUCAUUCUACCGCGGCUGCCCCGAUAACAUCACCGUCAUGGUGGUAAAGUUCAAAAGCACCAAGAACGGAGACUAGUGCUUCAUUUUUCUCUCUAGGACUUUUCUACGUACAUAAACACCAACACACGCUUCCUAAGAAUAUCGUGUUUUUUUUUCCGACGUGCCAAACGGACGCCCUUUUAAAACUUUUCCGUAAUCUAACCUGACUGACGCUGACCUGAGGGAGAAGUGGCAACAAAUUGGCAACUGAACAUGCAUUUAUUUUUUUAUUUAAUAUUAAAAAAAAAAAUUCAAAUUUUUUGCCUGAACAUAUCAUAUGGGUCUUGAAUUAAUGACAUGGAUGCUGCUUGUGAUCUGCUAUAAACCCCAUUGCGGGGGUUAAAACUUUAAACUUGGUGAUUCAAAUAAAAGGAAAAAAAAAGAAAAUCA
Molecule: messenger RNA, 1997 nt
Organism: Tachysurus fulvidraco (yellow catfish)
Lineage: Eukaryota; Metazoa; Chordata; Actinopteri; Siluriformes; Bagridae
Gene: ppm1la
Product: protein phosphatase, Mg2+/Mn2+ dependent, 1La
Exons: 4
Coding region: 562-1644 (360 amino acids)
Biological process (GO): positive regulation of canonical NF-kappaB signal transduction; protein dephosphorylation; negative regulation of canonical NF-kappaB signal transduction
Cellular component (GO): nucleus; cytosol
Molecular function (GO): protein serine/threonine phosphatase activity; cation binding
Source: RefSeq, a predicted model, not a curated record